GAGGUUGCAGUCAUUCGGGAGAGGAGCAGGAGAAAUAAUACAUAAAGGAGAAGCAGGCAAGUGAGGAAGCAAGUGGAGGACACAACAGCGGCGCGAGGAGCUUCCGAAAGCACUUCAACCACAGCAAGCAACAACGUCUCCAGGCCGUGUGAUGGCUGCCACCAGACAUGUUCCCUUGAUGGUCAUUUGCCUGCUUCUCUUCAGCGGUUCCACAUCCCAGCCGACAACAAAACGAGCGCCAGGGGUCAAUCGGACACGACCCGAGGCCAUCGUGCUCCCCUCGGAUGACUAUUACGACAAUGAGGAUGAAGUCGCGACGGUUCCAACUAAGACCAUAUCGUCAAACGGAGGAACCUCGAAGAGAUGCGACUACAACCCCUGCGAGGAAGACCAGCCGACUUGUUUUGAGCUCUCGGUCAUCAAUGACUGCUUGUGUCCGGGAUCGACGUCUCACCUUGUGGCACCGCAGCCUCCCGUCCUGAAAACGGUGACCUGGAACGGUUCCGACGUGGUCCUGCGCUGGUGUGCCCCUCACUCCUUUGUGAAAGGCUACAGGGUGACGGUCGGCGGGUCGGAGAGGCAAAGGUUCGGGAAGGAGAGACGCAGCGGCGGCGCGGGGCUCGUCGAGAGCGUCUCCGAGGUUUGCGUGGCGGCACUGAAUGACGCCGGGGAGAGCGAAGGCUCGUGUAUGAUGUACCGGCCCAAGGAGCGCAGUGUGGCUCUGAAAGCGGGGCUCAUCGGAGGCGCUCUGGGUCUCUUGCUGCUCGUCUUGCUGGCUGUCCUGCUGUGGAGGCGUCGGCAGCAGAGGAAGCGGCAGAACGGCAUCCCGAUGGGAGGCGCUGCCCAAACUUAAAAUGACAACGCACACGUUCUCAUGAGACACCUCAUCUUUUGAGGCAACACUCGGGUGACACUUUUUUUUUGUUUGUUUGUACAGCAGAUACAGCAACGAAAGCACACUUUUUUUGUGGGGAGGGGGAGUGGGGGUCACAUAAGUAGAAUCUUGACCGGUAUCAAACACUGUAAUAUUGCCCCUAUAAAACAGUGGCGGAGCUCAGAGAACAUAGAUAAUUUUUUUUUUUUAUAGGUCGUUUCCGGAGAAUGGGUGGGGAAAAGUAGACAAAAAAUUUCCGGGGGAAAAAAAUCUGAAAGUACCCAAAAGUCAAUGAUCUGGCCUGGCACCGAGUGGUCCAAGCAUAUUUCAGGGUGAGGGGGGCUAUUGCCCCCGCGGGCCCCCCCCCCCCCUAGCUCUGCCAGUAAUCCAAAAUAGUUUAGUAUCAAUCAAAAAUCAACCAAAAAUUGUCACAUGCUAUUUAAUUUUUUUAUCUUUUACAAAGUUGCUUCACCCAGUUAGAUUUUUGUGCAAAUCUAUUGUUCAUUACUCACAAAAUUGAUAAAAUGCAUAAACAUGUAUGUAACUAUUAUAGAUUAUUUAGACUUUAUACAUUCACACAAACAUUCAUACAACGUAUUACUGCUUUUUUUUUGUUUGUUUGUUUGUUUAAUUAAUCUACAAAUGAGUACCGGUACUCAAGCUAAAUCCUAGAGUUUUUUUUUUUUUUAAAUACAGUGCAAAUAGUUGAGAGUCCAUUCACAAUGUGUGGGAGUGAAGUAUAGGUGGUUCAUUCUUCUGCCAAGUUUUACAGGAAAAUAAAUCCCCGGUGACACAGUUUAUAGAUAAGCAGGAUUUUUUUUUUCUUGAAACAAUUAGUGCUGCAUGUUUCGGUUUGUAGAGUUUGGACACGGCGACACCACGAGCGAUCUAAAUGCCGGACGGGAAACAUUCCAAAAAGACACAGCAGGGUUGUUUGUCAACCCAUCUGUACGGUAUUAUUGCUGUUGUUAUUUGGGGUAAAAUGCACGGAAAAAAAGGUCACGAUAAUAUUUAAGACUAAGACCCAUAACUGACAUGUUUGAGGUAUCAAGAAUGAAGUCUUAAUGCCGCAAAAAUUGCGGUGGCAUUGAUUUUGAUGCUUUAGCUCUCUGUGAGAGGCGCUUGGUUUUGUUGUCGUUUGUGAACGUUUAUUUUUUUGUUUUGUUUUAAUUGAACACAGACAGAGCAAGGUUUGAUCCUGAUCAUCGUACUGUAAAUGUUUAUGAAUAGUUCUGACUAUUAAACACGAUUCCGGUC
Messenger RNA from Hippocampus comes (tiger tail seahorse), 2131 nucleotides. Its product is annotated as leucine-rich repeat neuronal protein 4. The record is from RefSeq and is a predicted model, not a curated record. Lineage: Eukaryota; Metazoa; Chordata; Actinopteri; Syngnathiformes; Syngnathidae. The coding region runs from base 152 to 853 and encodes 233 amino acids. The transcript has 2 exons. Gene Ontology annotation, molecular function: protein binding.